This is a messenger RNA of Lagenorhynchus albirostris (white-beaked dolphin), 8847 nucleotides long. It is a transcript of the gene NUDT3, whose product is annotated as nudix hydrolase 3. Gene Ontology annotation, biological process: diadenosine hexaphosphate catabolic process; diadenosine pentaphosphate catabolic process; adenosine 5'-(hexahydrogen pentaphosphate) catabolic process. The transcript has 5 exons. NCBI's taxonomy places the organism in Eukaryota, Metazoa, Chordata, Mammalia, Artiodactyla, Delphinidae. Bases 272 to 790 code for a protein of 172 amino acids. Gene Ontology annotation, molecular function: endopolyphosphatase activity; bis(5'-adenosyl)-hexaphosphatase activity; bis(5'-adenosyl)-pentaphosphatase activity. The record is from RefSeq and is a predicted model, not a curated record. Gene Ontology annotation, cellular component: nucleus; cytoplasm.
CAGUCGUCGUCCGGGGUGGCGGCGGCAGAGGGGGCGGCGGCCGUGGCGGCAACGGCGACGGCAGCCGUGACAGCGGCGACGGCGUGGGGCCUGGGCUGGGGGAAAUGAGGCGGCCGCGGCGGGCCAGCGGCGGAGCCGUGUAGCUGAGAAGCGGCACCCCUUCCCUGCUUCCCUUGGCCGAGCCGGGGGCGCGCGCGCGCGCGGCCGUCUGGAGCGGACUCCCCACCCUCGACUCCAGCGACCCGCACCUCACCCCCACCGGGCCCGGAGGAUGAUGAAGCUCAAGUCGAACCAGACCCGCACCUAUGACGGCGACGGCUACAAGAAGCGGGCCGCGUGCCUAUGUUUCCGUAGCGAGAGUGAGGAGGAGGUGCUACUCGUGAGCAGUAGUCGCCAUCCAGACCGAUGGAUUGUCCCUGGAGGAGGCAUGGAGCCCGAGGAGGAGCCAAGUGUGGCAGCAGUCCGUGAAGUCUGUGAGGAGGCUGGAGUGAAAGGGACAUUGGGAAGAUUAGUCGGAAUUUUUGAGAACCAGGAGAGGAAGCACAGAACGUAUGUCUAUGUGCUCAUUGUCACAGAAGUGCUGGAAGACUGGGAAGACUCAGUUAACAUUGGAAGGAAGCGGGAAUGGUUUAAAAUAGAAGAUGCCAUAAAAGUGCUGCAGUAUCACAAACCGGUGCAAGCAUCGUAUUUUGAAACGUUGAGGCAAGGCUACUCAGCCAACAAUGGCACCCCGCUCGUGGCCACCACUUACUCAGUUUCUGCUCAGAGCUCGAUGCCAGGCAUCAGAUGACUGAAGAUUUCCUGUAAGAGAAAUGGAAAUUGGAAACUAGACUGAAGUGCAGGUCUUCCCUCUCACCCUUGCUCUUUCACCUCUCCUCACAGGCCUCCUCUUUCAAAUAAGGCAUGAUGGGCAGCAGAGAAAGGGUUUAUUGAUAAUGUUGCUGUUUGGUGUUAAGUGAUGGGGCUUUUUCUUCUCUUUUUAUUGAGGGGGUGGGGGGUGGAUGUGUAAUUUGUCAGUACUUUUGUGCAUGAUCUGUCUCUCCCUUUUCACACCCCUACAAUUCUCUAAAGAGGCAAACAGCCUUCCCUCUGCCUUGGAUUCUGAAGUGUUCCUGUCUGUUUCAUCCCAGCCCUGGCCAGAUUUUUUUUUUAAUUUUUUUUUUUUUUUUUAUUAAAAGAUACCAAUAUGAGAUGAAAUCUUUCAAGAAUUUGUCCUGUAAUGUGCUGUUAAGUCUGGUAGGCUGGUCACUUUCACUCUAAGAUACAUUUAUCUACACAUUAUAUACUGGGCAUAUAAUAUGUAAAUAAAUGACUUUUAGAAGAGGGAUUUAACUGUUUAAUUUUUCAAAGUUUUGUUUUUUAAAUUCAGGGUGUUUCUGAAGUGGAGAGCCUCACAAUUAAUUUACUUUUUUGUUUCUGAUGCUAGUGGCUAGGUAAAGUUCCCUGUCCUCUCUCUUUUCCCAGUCAUCGACUGUAGUUAUGUAGGGUAUGGGAAGAGUUUAGCUACCUUCAUAGUGCUCCCAGGACUCAUGGCCUUCUCUUCUCAAAGCUGUGUUUCCAUGCCAAGAAAGAAACAGGAAGAAACCUAUUUUCUUUUUUAUUACCAAGCCAGGAGCAAAUGGCCUCAGCUCAGAUCUGGAGAAACAAUGCUAGAAAUUGAAUUCCUCCCUACAUGUUGACAAUAGGGAUUUGAACUGGAUUCUUGGGAUUACUAUCUAAAAAACUGGAGCGUCGAGCACUGUUUCUAUCCUGCUGGUUUGGAGUUUUUUCCAUAAUGCUACUUAUCGCCGACAAAGGCCUCUCUCCCUGUGCAUCCAUGCCUUACACCGUGCUGAACUGGAUAUUGUCCUUGUGCUCUGAAGCAUCCAACUAUACUUGGCAAGUGCAGCUGUACAGUCCUGUCCCUGUUCUGGGUAACCAUGUUACGUUCCUGAAAAGUACACAGGAGGAAAAUUCAGAUGUUUGCUUGUCUUUGUAAUGUUAUAGCACUUGUAAUUGCACCAUGGAGCAUGCUCAGAAAUAUUAAAUAUGUCUCCCACUGGGAUGUGAAAGGUCCAUCGUCCGCUGAGAAGUGGUAUGGGAGAAUGCUUAAUCAGUUAUUAGAACAGCAACAUAAUGCAUUGGCUCCCUGCAAACUGUCUUGUUGGGUUUUGAUACAGGUUUGAUGCUGGCUUCAUUUGCCAAUUGUGUUGUUUAGUCGAGAAGUAGGCAGAAAAGGGUCUUGAGACCGGGGCUGGGGGUGGGGGGCACUGAUCAAUCCCUGGCUUGGGACAGGAGUUUGUUGCUAUACUCUUGGUGGCAUCUCCUUUGUCAAAACAUAGCCAAGAUGUGAAAUUAAAAUCGUAGUUCUCUUUAUUUAAAAAUUCUAAUAAAUACUCAAACUUUGAAAAGCUUUUGCUCUUCCCUCCCACUAAAAGAAAUAUAGUAUCUGGUAGGCCUGUGUCAUUUAAUGUUCAGUGUUUUAGGGGACAUCAGUUGAUGAACUUAAAUUUUUGCUAUCUAUUCUCGGUUUGCAUCUUCUCUCCCAGUCUUAAAACACGGAGCCAAAAAGCAGUGCCGGCAGUUUCCUUAGGAGACCGCUCUACCUCUGGGAAAGGAAUCCUGUCCCUAAGUAAGGGUCCCAGUGGAUAGAAAGCACCAUGGGAUUUGAAUCUAAAUGCCAACUCACUGUUCAUGUGUCCUACUUAAAAACGAACACACUGCUGCUUAUUACCUGAUUUAGAGCAUUCUGAGGUUCUGUGCAAAUAAAUAAAGGGGACAAUAAAAUAAGUUCAGCUCAGCACUAAAUGGAGUCCCCAAAACAAUCUUCAAAAUAAAUUCUACCUUUAUGAUACAGAUUGAAAGAGCUUUGCAGGAAAACGAUUAGUACUCUUGAAACAGGAACUGCAUUUGUUAAUAGUAUUUGUGCAGUUUUUAGUGACCUGAAGAUGUUUUCACUGGGCUGGUAUAAUAAUACACUACCCUACAAAGUCCUGUUUGGAUGGUUGUUGGCGUCUUUGGGUCAGGAAAGUGAACUGUGCCAAGAAGUAUUUGUCAGUGACAUGAAUGGAUCCCAUUAAUGCAGUUAACUGGCGAGGUUGUGCUGAUGCUUCCUUAACUGACAAAAGGAGGCUUUGUCCAACACCAGAAUUGUUGAAACUGAUGCGGUUAUCUGUUGCACUGGGAUUCUGGUGAGCAGGGGUCGGUGUUUUUCCCUCCCUGGCAUCAUAAACACCAUGGCUAUCUCCUGACGUGUAGUCACAGCCCUUUUGUGAUACAUUACUUAGACACAUGGUUGCAGUAACCUUUCUAUCUCCCCCAAAGAAAGCAAGGAAAAACAGAGGAAAGCUCAAAGUUUACCCUACUUGCAGAAUAUUUAGACAACACUGAUUUGCCAUUAAUUCUGCAAGUACUCGCCUUAUUCAGGCUUGGCAGAAACAGGUUCCUGUGUUCAGGGCAGAUAUCGAGUCUCUCUCACAGUGAACGGGCACAUCUUAGAUUCUGAUUAUUACCAGAGUGCCCAUCAGAGUCCACCAUACUCAGGAUGGAGAAAGAUAGCAAUGGCUUUUUUUAAAUUAAAAUUUGUUUUUGGUUUAUAAAUUGCAGCCCUUGGGGAAACAACAGUGAGAUCAUGCCGUUUUUUUGGACCAGGACUGUGUGUGAGUGAGUGAGUGAGUGUGUGUGUGUGUUUGUGUGUGUGUGUGUGUGUGAGAGAGAGAGAGAGAGAGAGAGAGAGAAAGAGGACUACCAGGAGUCGGCCACGUUAGGUUUUCUGGUCGCCUCUCAGAACAGUGCAGCCCAUGAAAGAGGAGUCUUGAUUUUUCUCAUGGUAAACAAAACAGGAUGGAAAAGUUACUGAACUGACUGUUUUAUUUUUACAAGUGUCUGCUGCCCUAUCUGCCCUGUGAGGAGAGGGUUUCCUCACUGCUGAGUCUGAGCUGAGGCCAUCUGGAGGGAUCAGAGAGUGUGGGAGUAUCACCCUGCUAAGGCUGAGCAAGGCCUAGAAGGUGGCUUCGCCACAGGAUUUCCGCCCUCUGCAUUGCGUUGCCAGUGCUGUGGAAAGUGAGGCACUGGAGGCCUUGCUUCCCGCAGCCUCUGGGGAGCAGAGUGGGUCACUGCCCUCUGAGAGCGUUUGCAGUUUUUUGUACACUGUUGCUACAUAGUCAAGUUCCUUCAUGGCAGAGAAAUAUUUUCUGUUUCAGUGUUAGGAGUCAGCCCAUGUAAAGUCUCUUAGACUUGCUUAGAAGAAAAAAAAAGUCACCUUUUGUUUUGAGAAUUCUAGGAGGAAGAAGUUCCCCAUAGAACCAUGCUUCCUCCUUCUCCUUCCCCUUUCUCUUCUCCACGUACAGUGCUUAUUGGGGGCUUCUUCUAAACCUCUUCAACAGAGGGGAGUAAUCGGUCUUCUGAUGGACAUGGAUGUGCGUUUCAUACCUUGUACUUAACAUAUUUGUCAUCUCCAUCUAGUGCUGUGUUAAUAUCUUUGUUGAUCUCCCCACCUGAUCUUUUUUUUUAAACAGCUUAGCCUGAGCCAUAUUUUUGUUCAUUUACAAAAAGGAUUUAAUAACCACAAUAUGAUUUUUGCCACAACUGUAUAAUUUUUAAUAUUUCUGAAGUGUUCUCUAAGCCCAUCCUAGUUGAGAGUGGAUUUAGCAUUAGAAGAAAUACCUGGAGAAAUCUCCACAGUGGGAUGAAUUUUUGCUUAAAGAGAAAUGAGAGUUGAUAAUAUAACUCUAUAUCCUGGUCCCACCUGCAUUUCACAUCUACAUCUUUACAAAAAAUAGGAGACAUGCAGGAUAGUCAACUCAAGCAUUUCUAGGGAGAGGAGAUUGUUUAAUGGUGAUUAAAUAAUGCAGAUGGCUCUUUGAGUUCUUAUUCUUGAAGACUCUAAAAGAAGUCAGACCUGAGGCUGUGCAGUUUAUACUGCCCAGUUGGGGUGGCAGUCGUUUCUUCUGAGCACUGCUGGGUUGGAACCUAUUUCCCCAAGGCUCUGCAGCUGUCAACUUUAGUGGCGUUAGCCUUGCUCCAUCAGGGCACCCCCCCCGCCACUUGGGGUAGGUGGGAAAGCACCCGAGUCAGCCUCUGCACUCUGGGGUGAGCUUGCAACAGAGACCACACCAUCCAGAAGAGCUGUGUUUUCCAUGUCACCUGACAUGUCACCUAAAGCAGUAAGACAUUUGAGAUUUUCAAGUAAAUUGUUAAUUGCUAAAUACUGCAAUCUAUAGAAUAUACUACAUCAGGUUGACUUGAGGUCAUCACAGGCCCUGGGAACCUCCUUUUAGGCAGACUCUCCUUUGGAAGCCAGGAGCCUUCCACUCCUGUCUCUGAAAAGGCGGCUUCACACUUCGACAAUGUUUUUGCAUUAGCUUGAUAACCUUUCAGGGAUGGGUGAAGCCUAAUCAGGACAUUUAAAAAAUGGUAUCUCUCACCUUCAGAGUAAUCCAAUAGUUUGUCCUCCUAAUCCCCUUAAAAAUUAAUAAAUAAAAAGAGAAAUAAAGAAUCCCAUUUGGUGUUGAUUAUAACAGACUCCUUGAGCUGAGGCUGGCAGUCACGUGAUUUGAUUUUGUGUGUCUGCUACGUGAAGCUUUUGAAGUGAAAAGGGCAUGUCUCUCCCCUAAAUCUUUGUUGAUAGUGAUGAUCUGUGAGCCUGAGCUUGUCCUAGAAAAUGAGACUGUCCACCUGGCAAGGGGAGCGCAAAGACAAGCCUCCUUAACUCAGAAUUGAGCACAGCAGGAGGGCCUCUGCGGAAGAAGGAAGUGCUUUUGGCUGAAAAAGCAAGAUUAAUAUCUAGAAGGUGGCGAGUCAUUGCUUCUGUUCCUCCAGCAAUUAGGUUGUUGAAUUAAAUAGGUUUCCUUCAGUUUACAUUCUGAGUUCUUAACCCCAAACAGGGGCCACUAGAACAGCAAAAAAAAGGCAUUUAACCCCCUGGAGAUAGGCUUUAAAAGAUACAAAAGCAGCAGCCUUGUCAUUUUCCAGGUUCAUCACCAUUUUGAUGUGCUACCCGCCCUUCCACCCCCACUGCAGCCAGGCCAGAUGUGAAGAUUCUAUAAAUAUUUGAGUUGGGGAACAUAAAUUCUGGUUCUGGAACAAUUACCUACUAAAUUGCUCACCAUCUGUGGACGUUAUCCAUGGGAUGCGCCUUUCAGGGAACCUUUCACCAAUACAGUAAAAUCACUCUUCUGGGCUUGAGGCCCUAAUCAGGCAUUAAGAUCAAAAUCUUAAGUCUUUGGAACUUCUCAGGAAGAAAGCAAGAUACCCAUUCCCGAUGCUGGGCCUUGAGACUGGACUCCCUGUCUGUACAGUGGGGUGGAGUGGCUCACCUUCAGGAAGUCAUUUCUCCAGUAAUACUGGAAGUAAUACUGAUACGAGCCUGGCUUUCUGAACACUUUUGUGCUGAAUUGAAAAUGUUAACCUAAAGCAAUAGAUCCAUGUAGCCUCUUCUACCUCAUUACUGUCCCAUUGGAAAAAAAACAGCAUUUCAGUGUUAAGGCUUGGUCUUAACAUAAUAGAUACGACUUAUGCCAGGGAAGAUAGAGGCUGAUUAUGGAGACACCCACAACCGGAAUAGAUAGGCCUGCUCCACGUAAGGCCUCCACGGGGGCAGGUUGAAGUUAGGUCUUGGAGAGCUUCCAAAGCACUGGGGGGAGGGGAGGACUUCAAGGGCCUUCGCCCAGCCAGCAACUGGCCUGUGCUCCUCCUGAGGACAUGAAGGAUUCGAGGGAGCUGCAGGCACCUAAGCCACGGUGCGCAGACACAAACCUGCCCUUUUGCCUCCUCCCACGUGACUGAGAGCAUUUUUUGCUCAGAAUCCAAAGGGAUUCUGUCCUCCAAAAUCCAGUUUGCUUCAGGUGUUUUGUUCUGCCUCUGAGAACCUCACCCUUGCACUCACCCAUUCAUGGCCAUAGAAGUGCUGCUCAGGGCACAGAUUCACGAGGGAGUCCAGGGCCCAGCAGUUGCACAGUGUUGCAUUUUGUAGUUAGAAAAACAGUUGGUCCACUCUAUUAUAAAAGAGACACAGUGUGGGGUGCAGUUUUAUAAAUGUCAGGUCCGUUUUUAUUGUCUCAUGGUCUGAAAACAUUCAAACUGAUUUAUAAUUGAAGAAAAAGUUGGUGGUUAAAAUGAAUAAAAUGUCAGUUAGUGCAUCUAUCUUAAAGAUAACUACCAGUGUACACCAUGUGUUUAAGGAAGUAGGAGCAUUUGAGGAUGUUGUAAAAGUAAAGCAGGUAUCUCUGGCCUACCCAAGUGUUUCAGAGGGAGGAUGUGGAAGCCUGUUAGUAGCAUCUUUAUAUUUGAUUUUGUAUAAAGAGGCCAGUCUUUAUUUCAAGGACCUUUUUCCCACCUACUCAAUCACCUUGGUAGGGGAUGGGCUCUAAGGAAGAAGCAGUGAGGCCCCAGCUCUAUUUGCUGAGCUACAGGGUAUGAUCUCCAAACAGCAUGAGGCGUAUUUGAGGGGUUUCCCAACUCUGCUCACCUCCACUCCACUCAUCUACCAUCAGCACCAGAAGGGUUAAACUCCCUGGGACCAUUCCAGUUCUGAAACAGAUGAACUAGAGGUGCUUCCGAACCCUGUCUUCUCAAGUGUAUCGCACAGGUGCAGUCUCCCUUUGGCCAAGUUCAACAGGUGUUUCCAGGGAACCCUUUGGAUGGAGAUAAAGUAGCCAAGAUGUAUUGAGUUUAACUUUUUCUGAAGGACAAAGUCUUUGUCCCUUUCCCUUCAUGUUUUAGCUGAGGCCUAAAUGACAAAGUCUCCAGAACUGAGACAGAGCCAGGGGCCCAUGUACCCAGGGACCAGUCCCCUGGGGAUCACACAGACUCAAACCAGACUAUUCAGAUUCCACCAGAACUCCACUGCUGUCCCCUUCCAUCAGGACCACCCAGAAAAGCAAACAGCUUAGCCUUUCCACCCCUGGGUCACCUGGUUCCUUGGUGACCAUUCUGCAGAGUGAGAAUGGAUCACCUGUUUAGGCAGUGUGCUGUAUAUUUCUAGAAAGGGUAAAAAGUGGAGUGGCCAAUGGGCUGAGUACUCAUCCUUGGAGAGGGUAGCAGAAUAACCCCAGAUGAGCUCAACAAAACCCCAGGGAAUCCAAGGAAAGGCGCUUGUGUGGGAGGAGGGGUUGGUUAUGGUCCCUUAGCCUCUUGCGACCUUUCACAACUGGGGUUUGGAAUAACGUCGCCCUUACCCCUAUCCAAAUGUGCUCCAGGACGUAGGAGCUCCUAACCCAGGGGUGCAUGGUCUUGUUUUCCAUUUUUUCGUUUGCAAAACAACCUUGCUUGGUAUUGUAUGGAAAAGCGAGUUUUCCUCCCUGCCCACUUGGAGCCGCCUGCCCAGGCCUGGCUUCUUCCCCAGUCUCUCAGUGCUCUUAGGAGCUGCGGGGAGCAGAAUGGGUCCAGAGGAGGUGGAAGGAAACUGAGUUUUCCUGCACCCUUUCUCUAGGAGGCUGUUCUUAGGCUUCCUUCAUACCUCUCUUUCCCGUGGGGGCAGGCGGGUUGUGGGGGAGGGCUGAAAAGAAAGUUCAGGUUUGGGUCUGAGACAGGUGCACAGCAGAUGCAAGUCCCCCUUUUCCCCCUUUAAUAGCCAGCCAGCCGUGUGUAACCGUCCCCUUACUAAAGCAUCCCCUCAUGUGUGCCGGCAGCAGAGGACAGCAAAGCCCUCCCCCAUAGUCUAGCUGGAGCUCUGGUACUAUCCCUAAAAUCCCACCACCCCUAUAUCUGACUCCUUUUUGUAAAAACAAAUGCUUAAACCUGUGAGUGUGCUGUUCCUUUCUGUGUGUUAAUCAGUUUCUUUCCACUUGAACUGUGUGGGAGGGAAGGGCAUUGGAACUGUAGGUUGUAAUAUUGUGCCAACCAAUAAAAACCAGUAUUUCACACACA